CCUGAUCAGCUGACAAAUGGUCUCCUAGGCCAACAGAUGUACUCCGCUCCUCACCCGCCCCCACAAGGAGUUGCUGAACUGUCGCUCCGGGAUGACUCUGCCCAUGGUGGAUAAGGCGAUGGCUUGCGAACUUUCUAGUCUGCGCUCUUCUGCCGGGACCUCUAGAUAAACUAAUGAGCCAUUUCUUGUUACGUGAUCUGCUACGAAAAUGGCAUGCCGGGCGAUCGAGAGCUGGACCUUGUGCUCUCUGGUGGGUUCCUACCUCGAUCUCGCCCUCGCCUACCUUUUCCUCUGCGCCUCCACCCUCGCCUUUCUUGCCUCCAAGUUCUUGUCUGUGUUCGGGCUCGCGCUGCCCUGCUCCUGCAACGGUCUCUUCGGGCGGCAGCCCCGGUGCCUUCAGGGCCUUCUCAUCGACUACCCUGCCAACAAAAUCGCGGCCGUCCACAUGUCCCUGCGCAGCCGAUUUCCCUUUGAUUGCCUCCGCAGACCCAGCAGCUGCCUUCGCUACGAUGUCAAGUUCAUGACCGAUGACGGCGGCGGCGGCGGCGGCGGGGGACAGCGCCUCUCGGAGAUGGGCGGAGGGGAGGAGGAGUCGUGGGCCUCCGCCUCUUAUGAUCCUCGCAGCUCCAAGGAUUUGAGCCUGCUAAGCCCUACGCCGGCGGGUGGACUGGAGUCGGUGCCCUCUCCGAGAAGAGCCUCCCUGGAUGUCAAGGGUAAAGGGGUCCUCCUCGGGAAGAGGCCACCGUUCGUCACCCGCCGGCGUUGCCGCCGGAGACCUCCUCCCAGUCGCCGAGGGAAGUCCCCAUCCGCCGCGUCCCCUUCUCCGCCUCUGCAGUUGUGUUGGAAAGGGGAGGGCACUCCCCGCACGCCCUUCAACAUCAACGGCCAAGUGCAGAUGUUUGAAGAAAAAGGAGAUGGUCGUUACCUUUUUGAUGAAUGCCUUGGAUUGGUUGAAGGAGCUGCUUCUGCUAAUGAAUGUAAUUUUAUGGAGAAGAAUGUAUCAGCUAGUGCUAAAGAGGUUGGCGGAUCUGAGGAAAAUGUCACUAGUGUUAUAAGAAAUUUGCAGCGGGCACUUAAAGAAGAGCAGUCCACUCACGUGGCUCUCUCUCUUGAAUUGGAGAAAGAGAGGAAUGCUGCUGCUACUGCUGCUGAUGAAGCCAUGGCGAUGAUACUACGUCUCCAGAGGGAGAAGGCAAAGAUUGAGAUGGAAGCUCGGCAGUACCGAAAUAUUGUUGAAGAGAAGUCUGCAUAUUAUGAAGAAGAGAUGAUGAUUCUAAAGGAGAUCAUUGUUAGGCGGGAAAGAGAGAAACAUGUCUUGGAGAAAGAAGUUAAAGCUUAUUGGCAAAUGAUGCUUGAUGGUGGCGAGCAGCAAUCUGACAGCGAUCUGCAUGAUAUGACACAGCUGAUGGGUCAGAGGUCUUGUUCUUCAUUUGAUCCACUUGAUGACCCUAUCCCGAUAUUACAACAGAUCUAUGAAUCCAUUGAAAAGAAGGAAAAGGUGAACACUAUGUUCCAACAAGUUGGUGAUAGUGGGCCUUUAGUUGCUGAGAGACAUAGUUGUGCUACUGGUUUUGGCAGUGAAUCAGUGUUACUGUCCUUGGAUGAAAAUGCUGGCUAUUCAAUUCAUGGGUAUGUUAAGAAGGAUGAUAGUAUUGAGAGGCAUCAGGAAGAAGUUUCAAAUAUUGAAGGUGAAGGGAACAUCCAGUUUCAGGAGAAGGGCAUGGUCACAAUGCAAAACCUAUGUAAGCUAAAUAGAUCCCAAGAGUGUGGAUCUGAUGAAGUUACCUCACAUUUGAUUGAUGAAGAUUGUACAAGGGUCAGCGAAAUUGAGAUGAGUCUUCCUUUGGAUAAAUCAUAUAGGGCCGGUGGUCAAACAUCCGAUCAAAGAGAUGAUGGUUUAUCUCAGUUUGAGACUGAAGAACGCACAUAUGAUGUACAUGUCAUUGAUGACAAAAUUAAUUGGGAUGGUGAGGGAGAUGAAAAGGAAAUAGACCUUUCUAAGAAAGGAUGUGCUUCAGGCACAUUUGGGGAUAGUAAUAUGAAAAAUAAAUUAUAUGGAGCUAACUCAGUUUACUGUACAACUAGUAAUUCAGUUUCAAGAUGGACAAAUGGGGAACUAAACAUUCACAGAAGUUGCUCAGACAUGACAAAUGGGGGGAAAUUGAUGGGCAGUUCAUUUGACAAAGCUUCAUGGUUUGAUUUGAGGAGGCAUUCGGUGUCUGCAGCUGACUAUGAAAGGUAUAUACUAGAAAAUGAAGUUGAGCGAUUAAGGAAAAGACUAAAGAUCAUUCAACAAGGAAGAGAACAGUUGAGUUCUUCUGUAGAGCGCAAGGAGAAGGAAUCUGACAGCUUGCUGCUCUUAGAGGAAAUAUCACAUCAACUUCAAGAGAUCAGGCAAGUAACAGAACCUGAGAAAAAUGUUCACCAGGCCUCUUUGAUACCUAUAUCAUCCAAGGCUAAUUUGAAAAAAAGGCGUUGUUGCUGUGUUUCUCGGGGACUGAAUGAUAGCACAUAAUUUGCAAAAGGUUAAAAAUGACAUGCUGGAUCAGAGCUGACGCUUGAACUGCUACAGAUUGGACAAGGAUGAUUUUGUUUGCUUGAAGUUGUGGCGAUGCUAUGUGUUUGAUAAUUCUUGUUAAUACUACGGUGUUUCCAAGAUAAUCUAACAAAUGUGGGGCUUAACUGAGCUCAAUCGUUAUAUUCAAGAACUACCUUGAAGAUGAUCGUAGGGGGAACGCAUAUAACCAGUUUGGUAUGAACAUAUACUGACCUCACGUGUGAGCAAGACAUGAAUUAUCUCCUAGAAGUAUGGUGUUUGUCUUGGGACUUCCUGAUUUUGUACAGCUUUGCAUUAAGGUUUGGUAAGUGCUAUUUGUGUUGUAUAAGUGAAAAAAGCUAGGGAUUAAUGUCAGCUUUAUUGUUGUUGUUACAUUUUUGUACCUCUGCAAACAGUAUUGGCUAUAAUUUAAUUAAUGAAGUUUAAUAAACAAAUUUUCUAUCUAGCUGAAA
This is a messenger RNA of Phoenix dactylifera (date palm), 3009 nucleotides long. RefSeq lists its product as uncharacterized. Lineage: Eukaryota; Viridiplantae; Streptophyta; Magnoliopsida; Arecales; Arecaceae. The record is from RefSeq and is a predicted model, not a curated record.